Molecule: messenger RNA, 507 nt
Organism: Penicillium daleae
Lineage: Eukaryota; Fungi; Ascomycota; Eurotiomycetes; Eurotiales; Aspergillaceae
Product: putative ubiquitin conjugating enzyme
Exons: 3
Coding region: 1-507 (168 amino acids)
Cellular component (GO): cytosol; endoplasmic reticulum
Source: RefSeq, a predicted model, not a curated record
AUGGCGACCUCUCCCGCUGGCCGCAUGUUGGCCCGCCAGCUACAGCAGAUGCAGUCCGAUAAGGACAUCCCCGGGAUCAGCUGUGGCUUGGUCGAUAAUAAUGUCUUCGAAUGGGAGGUGAUGCUGAUGAUCUCGGAUGACGUAAAGUUAUAUGGAGGUGGUUUCUUCCGCGCUCGUCUCUCGUUCCCGUCUGAAUACCCCCACAUGCCACCGAAGAUGAAGUUCGAAUCGCCCCUCUUCCACCCCAAUAUCUACGAGAAUGGUGACGUCUGCAUCUCCAUCCUGCACCCGCCCGAGGAGGACAAGUUCGGCUACGAGUCUGCCGCCGAGCGCUGGUCGCCCGUUCAAACUCCCGAGACCAUCUUGCUCUCCGUCAUCUCCAUGCUGUCGAGCCCGAACGACGAGAGUCCCGCCAACGUGGAAGCCGCGCGGCUGUGGCGAGAGGAUCCAGCCGAGUUCAAGAAGCGGGUGCGCCGCUGUGUGCGGGAGAGCCAAGGGGAGGAGUAA